Messenger RNA from Rhodamnia argentea, 2403 nucleotides. Its product is annotated as UPF0400 protein C337.03-like. The record is from RefSeq and is a predicted model, not a curated record. Bases 303 to 2000 code for a protein of 565 amino acids. Lineage: Eukaryota; Viridiplantae; Streptophyta; Magnoliopsida; Myrtales; Myrtaceae. Gene Ontology annotation, molecular function: RNA polymerase II complex binding. Gene Ontology annotation, cellular component: RNA polymerase II, holoenzyme. The transcript is spliced from 8 exons. Gene Ontology annotation, biological process: mRNA 3'-end processing.
UUCUCUGUCGCGGAGAAUCGCGUCUCCGUUUCGUCGUCCUCCCUUCGCCCACAACAGCGACGCAGCGUAGAAACAGAAGAAGCCCCAGUCGAAAGCUCAAACCCGGAGAGAAGAAAAUUUCAGGGAGGAAAAGGCAAAAAUCAUGUCAAAGCAAAGCAGAUAUGGAAGCGUUCGGUUGCCUCGCGAGCGGAGACCAUGACGCGAGCUCGAAGACGCGUGACUGAUCUCGACGGCCUAUUCGUUUGAAGCCAAACAGACGAUCGCAGCUGUGCAGGUUAUCGACAGAAUAAUCAGAGAGCAGAAUGAGCAGUGAGGAUUUUGACUCGCAGUCGCUGGCCGAGAAGCUGUCUAAGCUCAACAACUCGCAGCAAAGCAUCGAAUCAUUGUCCCAGUGGUGUGUUUCUCACAGGAAGAAGGCCAAACAAAUUGUUGAAACAUGGGAUAAAUUAUUUAAUUCUUCUCAGAAGGAGAAGUGUGUUUCUUUCCUUUAUUUGGCAAAUGACAUUCUGCAAAAUAGUAGGAGAAAGGGUAGUGAAUUCGUGAAUGAGUUUUGGAAAGUUCUACCUGCAGCGCUUAAGCAUGUCUAUGGAAAUGGAGAUGAACAUGGAAAGAAAGUGGUGACCAGACUGGUCGACAUAUGGGAUGAAAGGAAAGUUUUUGGUUCGCGCGGGCAUGGCCUUAAAGACGAGAUGUUAGGAAAAGAUCCUCCGCCUGUGUCUGUGAGCAAUGGAAAGAGUUCGAAUCCCAUUAAAAUUGUGAAGAGGGAUGCUAGCUUAGUACGAGUGAAAUUAGCUGUUGGAGGUCUGCCAGAAAAAAUCCUAACUGCCUAUCAAUCAGUACUCGAUGAGCAUUUUACUGAAGAGGCUGCUUUAGACAAAUACAGUGCUGCAGCAACCCUGGUGGAAAAAUUUGAGGAAGAUGCUGAAAGUAACUCAACUCAAGGAAGCCAGCAAGGUUCUGCAUUGUUAGAUGAUCUACAAGAGCAAGAAAAUAUUAUUAAGCAGUGCAUAAGUCAACUUGAAAAUUCCGAAGCAACGAGAGCUACCUUGAUUUCCCAGCUUAGAGAUGCGCUUCAUGAGCAAGAGUCAAAGUCAGGACAUGUGCAUGCUCAAUUGCAAGGCGCUCGAAUUCGGGUCGAACAGGCAAGCAAUUUGCGGAAAAGACUGAUGGCACCCUCUGUUCUUUCACACCAAGGCCCUGCUAACUCAUUCUUAGAAAGGCCAAGGAUGGAGCAAAGCCUGCCUUCGAUUCAACCGACAAGCAACGCGACUCUGCCUCCUCUCUCCCAACCUGCAAUGCCUUUUACGUCCCUCAAAACCUCCGACGAAGAAAGCAAGAAAGCUGCAGUUGCUGCAAUUGCUGCUAAGCUUUCUUCCUCUACGUCCUCUGCCCAAAUGCUUACCUCAGUACUUUCAUCCCUGGUUGCAGAAGAGGCUGCCUCAAAGAAUGGUGGCUUGAAGUCCACUACAUUUUCCUCAGCUUUGCCCAUCUUUUCCCCAGAUAAAAGGCCCAAACUUGAGAAAAUGCCCGUUUCCAAUUCUGGCAACUCUGAUUUGGGAAACUUGUCCUACUUUAGCCCUUUACAGCAGCAAUCGGGGAGCAACAUGCCACUCGCAACGUCGGUGGGCAUGCAACCUGCAUCACAAUCCAAUCAAAUGCAAGCGGCAUUUGCUUCACCACCUCCCCCGCCGCCUCUGCCUUCCAGUCUAUCUUCUGCAAACCUAUCUGGGAGUCAAUAUGUCCAAUCUGCUGGUAUGAAUAUGAUGGCAGGCCUGAUUCCUUAUGGAUUUGGAGCGACUCUACCUCCACCGCCUCCCUUGCCGCCACAUAUUGGUCUGCAGCCCUUGGCAAGGCCUGCCCUUCAGACACCUCAUCAGUCUCACGUGGAGCAACCGCAGCAGCAUCAGCAACCUGCCGCCGGGGGAUAUUAUCAGCCACCAGGCCUUGGCUUCUUUGGACAAAGCCAUCAACCAGCAACUCCACCAGUACCGAGGCAGUGAAUUCUGCUUAUUUAGACCUGGAGCUUCCUUUUAAGAGCAACUAUUCAUGGAAGUUCAGCGGCAAAGCCGUUCUUUGGAUGGGCGUACUUGAAACUUUCUGUAUGUCUUGAGGUCACAGAGUUUACAGUGUCGUCUUGUAAAUUAGUAGAGGAUUAGCAACUGUUGUAAUGGGAUUAAUUACGACACCCUCCCUCUCUAGGACGUCAGAAUGAGUCAGGAAGAAGUUGCUGCUCCAGUAAGAGAUGAGGAAAGGAGGGGGGUGGGGGUGGUUUCCGGGAGGCGCUUGACCAAAGGAAUGUUCAGAUAUCUGUACUGUAGUUUUAGAUGUUGAAGUAGCUGGACUGUACUUUUACUGAAUGCUUUGACGAUUAGCACUGAAUCAUGCCAAUAAGGUAUACACUCA